CCCGGUCCAGCAAGUUGAGGCAGAGGGAUCAAGAGAGUAAAACAGUGCCAGCCUCCCUCCCGAGGCACAACCAAGACUCCGUAAUGUUAGGGAAUACAGAGAACCUGAAGAAUUUAAUGCCCACGGAGAGGAAGUCCACGUGGAGGACUGCCGAGGAGAGGCGAAUGUCUGACCUCACGCGGGUGCUGGAGUGGCUGGAGCGGAGGCGGGGGAAGAAGGGGCAAGCUUAUCAGAAGGUAAAAAACAAGGAGGUGGAAGUCCCUAAAGCAAAUGAGAAAGAACAAAAGAAAGGCAAAAGCAUCCUGAAACGUCGUCGUCAUCGGGGAGAGGAGGCGAAAGUCCCCGGGCAGAUCUCAGGGCAAAGCUCCAAGAGGGACAAGGAUCCUGUCAUGCAUGGAAAGCUCUAUGGGGUGGAGCAAAAGGGAGGACGUCUCAACAUGGUCCCUGGCAACUAUGCAAGGGAUGGCACCAAGAAAUCUGAGUUAGACAUCAAGGAUGCAAUCGCCCUAGAGUCCACUCAGAGACCAAACCCAUUCCUUCGACAAAGCAGUAUCUUGGACCCCAUGCUACAGGAGGGCAUCUUCGGCAACCGGAGGCCUACCUUCAUGAGAGAGUGGGGACACAAGGCAUCAGACAGCAAUUACGAACGCAAGCUAAAGAGCCUCAUGGAGAAGGGCACCGAGCCCAAGAUGGAGACUAUAAAGAUGCUGAAGCCCGAGGAGGUGCUGAGCUGCAGAUACCUGCGGUUAUCCAAGAACAACAUUCGGACCUUGCUCAAGCUGUGCAAGGAUGCAGGAAUGAAUGUGUACAUCCACCCCCACAUGGUCGAAGCGGAGAUAGAUGCUAAAAAGGUGUUCUCCCAAAUCCACAGUGUGGCCCUCUAAGUAGCUUCUCUCCACUGCCACCUUCAGGCUCUUUCUGUUAUUGGACCCUUGGACACCAGAGGCCAUCCCCCGGCACACUACAACUGGUCCUUCAAACUUAGUGCACCCCUUUUAGGCAGUAACAAUCAGAAUACAAGCCUAGACUGCAUCAACCAUUGGGCUGGUGUAGGAUUUGUCCUCGACAUCCAACUCAGAACCAACUUAGGAGAAACUGUAGUUUUUCUCUCCACCAAAAGAAGUCUCCUUAGAGAGAGCUUCUUAGAAAGGAAGUCUU
Molecule: messenger RNA, 1158 nt
Organism: Galeopterus variegatus (Sunda flying lemur)
Lineage: Eukaryota; Metazoa; Chordata; Mammalia; Dermoptera; Cynocephalidae
Product: chromosome unknown open reading frame, human C16orf78
Exons: 5
Coding region: 84-884 (266 amino acids)
Source: RefSeq, a predicted model, not a curated record